AUGGCGUUGAAAUCAAGUGAAAUUGGUGGCAGUGACAAUGCGAGUAUUUUGAGUGGUCUGCAUUUCGGCAAGGUGAACGAUAUAGCCCUCAAGAUUCUGGGCUCCCCGGAGAUGUUGAAGCUGAAGGCGGAGCUGGGGAGACGGAUUGAAGCCCGGUUUUCAAAACAGUGCAGCGAAACUAGUGACACGGUAGGGACAAUGGUGCAGCUGCGCAACGAGAAGCAGAUCGCAUCGAUCGUCGAGCUGUGCUUGAAUGCCAUCCAGGCCCAAUUGAAACCCAAAAUCGCUCUCGGUAACAGCAAGCUGUCAAAGGAACUCGAGAGCUUAUGCCUCCAAAUUGUUCCACCGGUUACGAAGCUGAUCGCGGGCUUCGUUGAGUUAUGCUAUGCCAACUCUGGGGCGAUCUUGUAUUAUGGAACAUUGGCAGCUGUCGUGGUAGCAGUAGCUGGGAUUGUUGCGACCGCAGUGUGGGCUGCCUUGAAGAUAACGAAUUCGAGCGACACCGAUGAUGGGAACAAAGAA
Molecule: messenger RNA, 522 nt
Organism: Mesorhabditis spiculigera
Lineage: Eukaryota; Metazoa; Nematoda; Chromadorea; Rhabditida; Rhabditidae
Source: the annotation of a GenBank genome assembly